AUGACUUUUCUAUGGAUUGCUGCCGCCUUGGUGCGCUGGGUUCGCCUGAAGAUCUAUCAGUAUGAGGUGACAUUCGCUGUGUACAUGCUCACACCCACGGAGAAAUUCAUCUUCAACUCUCUCCUCCUCACCCUCAUCUCCAUGAUCCUGACAGCAAUCUACGUCUACCUACCCAACCACCUCCGAGUAAUCUACGGCCACCUAUACUACUACUGGGCCGGUGAACGCCCCUUUGUUUCCAGCGGAAUCGCCUCAAUCGGCACAGCCUUUUAUGACAGCGGCAGCCAGACGCUCAUGUAUGAGACGGCGCAAACUGCCGCCGCAACAGCUCAGGCAACCGUUCCAGAGCUCUGA
Molecule: messenger RNA, 354 nt
Organism: Aspergillus calidoustus
Lineage: Eukaryota; Fungi; Ascomycota; Eurotiomycetes; Eurotiales; Aspergillaceae
Source: the annotation of a GenBank genome assembly